AUGAUUGGUGUCGGCUGCAAAAGAUGGAGACUUCGUUUGGAUGCCGCCGUAGAGAUGUGUUCUUCUCGUCUUGAAGUUGUAGAUGCCGGAAAACUUCGUUUGAACGAUUGGUGUUGUUGUCACCGUGGAAUGAAGGUAAAGGCUGAUAGAGAUGAGUCGUCCCCAUAUGCAGCUAUGCAGUGUGGAAUGAAAGUAAAGACUGAUAGAGAUGAGUCGUCUCCAUAUGCAGCUAUGCUUGCUGCACAAGAUGUUUCAACAAGAUGCAAGGAGCUUGGAAUCAAUGCCCUCCACAUAAAACUACGAGCAAUUGGAGGUAACAAGACAAAGACACCCGGUCCAGGUGCACAAUCUGCCCUCCGAGCUCUUGCCCGUUCUGGCAUGAAAAUUGGUCGUAUUGAGGACGUGGCACCAAUUCCAACAGAUAGCACUCCUCGAAAGAGUGGGAGAAGAGGAAGGAGGCUGUGAUAUGUUUUUUGUCUACAG
Molecule: messenger RNA, 483 nt
Organism: Helianthus annuus (common sunflower)
Lineage: Eukaryota; Viridiplantae; Streptophyta; Magnoliopsida; Asterales; Asteraceae
Product: 40S ribosomal protein S14-like
Exons: 5
Coding region: 1-465 (154 amino acids)
Biological process (GO): maturation of SSU-rRNA from tricistronic rRNA transcript (SSU-rRNA, 5.8S rRNA, LSU-rRNA); ribosomal small subunit assembly; translation
Cellular component (GO): ribosome; cytosolic small ribosomal subunit
Molecular function (GO): small ribosomal subunit rRNA binding; structural constituent of ribosome; mRNA 5'-UTR binding
Source: RefSeq, a predicted model, not a curated record